AUGACUUCCCAUAAGACAGCAACUGGUGAGACCCCUUUCGUGCUAGCUUUUGAAAUGGAGGCUAUGAUACCAAUUGAGGUCGGCCUUCCAACACAGAGGAAGAUCGAGCCCCACAUUGAGGGACAAACGACUAAUCACCUUGAUUUACUUGAAGAACUACGAGAACAAGCCUCGUUGAGGGCCGCAAGUUAUCAAAAUAAAAUAGCAAGGCACUUCAGCACCAAGGUCAAGAUAAGGAGAUUUAGAGUUGGUGAGUUAGUCUUUAGAAGAGCAGCAGCUGCUGGGCAUCCUCCAGGGAAACUAGGACCGGUAUGGGAAGGGGCUUUCGGAGUUAUACGAAAAAUGAGAAGCGGAGCAUACAGUUUGAAGGAUACCUUGGGAAGACCACUCCCAAUGCCUUGGAACGCUAAUGACUUGAAAAUUUAUUACAAGUAG
Fraxinus pennsylvanica is the source of this 435-nucleotide messenger RNA. The record is from the annotation of a GenBank genome assembly. Lineage: Eukaryota; Viridiplantae; Streptophyta; Magnoliopsida; Lamiales; Oleaceae.